UAGAAUUCUCUCCUACGAAACAUCACCAUCGUCGUCCUUGCCAUCCCCCGACCCGAAACGCCAAGAAGAAAAACCGAAACGCGAUACGAAAAAAAAAAAAAAAACACAAUUUUUCAAUUUCGCGGCAUCAGAAGAUCAGAGAGACCAAUCAACAGCUCAAUGUUCGCCAAAAUUUUCCAGAAAUCCAAACAACAACAGGAAAAUUCUCCUCCUCAGUUCGUUGGACAGAACAAUGUGCCCGAGAGAAGUUUAACACCAGCGGAUUUUAAUCCGCGAAUUGCUCUUCACUAUGGGAUUCCAUCUACGGCGUCCAUUCUCGCGUUCGACGCAAUCCAACAGCUGAUUGCAGUAGGAACUCUGGAUGGUAGAAUAAAAAUAAUUGGUGGUGAUAAUAUUGAAGGGCUUCUUGUAUCUCCUAAGCAAUUACCCUUUAAAUAUCUAGAGUUCUUACAAAAUCAUGGUUUUCUAGCCUGUGUCUCAAGAGAUAAUGAAAUUCAGGUUUGGGAUUUGGAAAACAGGGUAAUAGCUUCAACUUUGCAGUGGGGAUGCAAUAUAACUGCCUUCUCUGUCGUUUAUGGCACAAGCUACAUGUAUAUUGGAAGCGAGCAUGGGGAUGUAUCUGUGUUAAAGUACGAUGCUGAAGACAGAAAAAUUACUCGGCUUCCAUAUUAUGUUCCUGCAAAUAUCAUAGCUGAUGCAGCUGGUGUGUCCUUGCCUGAUCAUCUUCCCGUUGCUGCGGUUCUCCAUCAACCUUGUUCUCAGGGAAACAGAAUUCUAAUUGCAUAUGAGAAUGGGUUGAUCGUUCUCUGGGAUGCUUCUGAAGAUCAAGUUGUUCUUGUUAGAGGCCUCCAACUAAAGUAUGAAACAGUAGUUGAUUGUGUACGAGGAGCAAAACGUGACCUUCCUGAUAAUUUGUCCGACAGUGAACAGUCGGAGAAAGAGAUCAGCGCUCUUUGUUGGGCAUCUGAAAUUGGUUCAGUUCUUGCUGUUGGCUAUGUAGAUGGAGAUAUAAUCUUUUGGGACAUGUCAAAGGACGCUUCUUCAAGAUAUGGACAGGGGGAAGAAUCGGCUAACGAUGUUGUUAAGCUGCAAUUAGCCUCAGGAAACAGAAGACUCCCUGUAAUUGUUUUACAUUGGUCUGCAACUAAAUCAUGCAAUCAUCAAGGAGGACAGCUCUUUGUCUAUGGUGGGGAUCAAAUUGGAUCUGAGGAAGUUCUGACAAUUUUAAGCCUUGAAUGGGAUAAAGGGAUAGAAAGUCUGAAAUGUGUUAGUCGGUUCGGCCUCUCGCUUUACGGUUCUUUUGCUGAUGUGGUUGUAUUCCCAAGUGCUUAUGAAACAAACAGCAGGGGGACUUUGUUAUUUAUUUUGACAAAUCCUGGGCAAUUGCAUGUGUAUGACAAGUCUUGCCUGUCUUCCUUAAUGCCUCAGCAAAAGAAUACCCCUGUUCCUGCAGUACAGUAUACUACGAUGGUACCUAUUACUGAACCGAACAUGACAGUAUCAAAGCUUGGUUUUGUGCACAGAGAUGGAGAUCUUUCAAGAGUUUUGUCUCAGAUAGUAUCAGCUGAAAAACUAAAUGCUGCACAUUUGCCCAAAGAAGAUACAAGGUGGCCUUUGACUGGAGGUGUUCCCAAUCAGUUUUUUGAUCCCCAAACUUAUCAGGUUGAGAGACUGUAUAUAUCAGGAUAUGGAGAUGGAUCUUUUCGAAUCUACGACGCUACGUAUCCAGAUAUGUCACUUAUCUAUACCAUAGGACCCGAGGUGCAAGGUAUACCUGGUGCAAUUUCAUCAGUAUCCGCAUUGGAAUUUUGCUCUUUUACUUUAAGGUUGGCUAUUGGUGAUGAAAGUGGUCGGGUUCGUCUAUAUGAGCUAAUAGAAAGUUCGCAAGAGAAGAAUUUGCAUCUUGUGAGAGAAAAGAGUACUGAAGUUUACAAUUUGCAACAAGGAGAUGGGCCUCAUUGCAUCGCAGUCUUUUCUAUCCUCUCUUCCCCUAUAUGCACCCUACAAUUUGCAAAUUCUGGAAACAGACUUGUUGUAGGAUUUGAAUGUGGACAGGUCGCCAUGCUUGAUAUUGGUGCAUUAUCAAUUUUGUUUCUCACAGAUGCUGCAUCUGAGACAAGUUCCCCUAUAACUUCUCUGGGUGUGAGAUCAUUUUUAGAUGCUCACGGCAUAGAGAGCCGCCAGGACUCUCAAUCAGAAAUUUUGGAAGAUUCUGAAAGAGGGGUUCUGUUCAUUAUGACAAGAAAUGCGCAUAUUAUUGUUAGAGAUAUCACAAAUGGAAAGUUAAUUAGCUCUCAGCCAUUGCACCCGAAGAAGGAUUUUAUUGCAAUUUCAAUGUACAUUAUAGAGGAUAUUGAUCUUAUAUCCGAAGUCCAUAGUGAAGAGCACUUGCAGGAACCACCUCAGAGUAGUGAGGCCAAAAAUGUACCCUCACAGACUGAUGCUCACUCCAGAAGUACAGAACUAGAAGUCGGAGUGGUCCCCUCCUAUGAUUUUCCUCAGAGAUUAAUGAACUUUCUCAUUUUGCUCUGUUGUGAAGAUGCACUAUACUUAUACUCUUUGGAUUCUAUGAUUGAGGGUGGCAGCGAUCCCAUUCAUAGAGUGGAUCUUGCAAAACCAUGUUGCUGGACUACAACAUUCAAGAAAGAUGAGAAAGAGUGUGGUUUGAUAGUUCUCUAUCAAACUGGAGUAAUUGAAAUAAGGUCUUUGCCAACUCUAGAAGUGUUGGGAGAGAGCUCUUUAACGUCGAUUCUUAGGUGGAACUUCAAGAGUGACAUGGAGAAGACAAUUUGUUCUUCUGAUAACGGGCAAAUUGCACUGGUGAAUGGGUGUGAAUUGGCUGUCAUUUCUCUAUUGAAUUACGAAAAUGAUUUCAGGAUUCCAGAAUCUUUGCCUUGUCUUCAUGAUACAGUGCUUGCUGCUGCUGUAGAUGCCGCCUACAGUUCAUCUCCAAAUGAGGAACAGGUUGCGGCUUCUAGCCCUGGAAUCUCUGGUGGUAUUACUCAGGGUUCAAACGUUGGCAAAGCGUUGCGGAAUGUUGAUCUUAAUGUUGUACACAAGCAUAAUUAUUCGCGUCUAGAGAGUUUGUUCUCAACUCCCCCAUUCUUAAAACCUUCCGCGGCUUCAAAGGAUGACCAAGAAAUUCUUGAGCUUAAUUUAGAUGACAUCAUCAUUGAUGAGCCUCUAUACGUCUCACCUUCAUCUCAAAAACACAAGAUUGAAAUGAAAGAUAAGGGAACAGAGAGGGAAAGAUUGUUUGAUGGUGCAACUUCGGAUUCGAAGCUAAGACUCAGAACCGCAGAUGAAAUAAGAGCUAAAUAUAGGAAGGCUGGGGAUGCCUCUGGAGCAGCUGCAGAGGCAAGGGAUAAGCUUGUACAACGCCAGGAAAAGCUUGAGAGGCUAGGCCAACGCACUGAAGAGUUGAGAAGUGGGGCUGAGAACUUUGCAUCACUGGCCAAAGAACUUGCCAAGUCUAUGGAAAAUCGUAAAUGGUGGCAAAUAUGAACAAGUUAGUAUCAAGUUGAAGUGAUUGAAACCGUUAAAAUUGGCAUAAUCCCUCAUUCACAAUUCUAAAGAAUCAGCCUUUGUUCUUUGUUGUGGAUUUUACACUGCAAUAUAAGUCCACUAUUUGAACCUAAGUUUGUAUUUACUUGUAUUUGAUGGUGUGUGCUGCACCUAGUCUUUAUGUACACGUGGCUUGUUUUGAUUUGUUUUUCCCUUUUUGUAACAACAAAAAUCAACACAUGAUGCACACAUUACAUAUAAACCAAGUAUUUUGAUCCCUGUGGAUUUGAUUUUUUUU
Messenger RNA from Morus notabilis, 3802 nucleotides. RefSeq lists its product as uncharacterized. Lineage: Eukaryota; Viridiplantae; Streptophyta; Magnoliopsida; Rosales; Moraceae. The record is from RefSeq and is a predicted model, not a curated record. Gene Ontology annotation, cellular component: cytoplasm; plasma membrane. Gene Ontology annotation, biological process: regulation of exocytosis. The transcript has 24 exons. Gene Ontology annotation, molecular function: syntaxin binding; myosin II binding; GTPase activator activity. The coding region runs from base 160 to 3504 and encodes 1114 amino acids.